Bombyx mandarina (wild silkworm) is the source of this 2310-nucleotide messenger RNA. RefSeq names its product transmembrane reductase CYB561D2-like. Gene Ontology annotation, molecular function: transmembrane monodehydroascorbate reductase activity. The record is from RefSeq and is a predicted model, not a curated record. Lineage: Eukaryota; Metazoa; Arthropoda; Insecta; Lepidoptera; Bombycidae.
GUACCUAAUAUUGAUCGAAAAUCUUUAUGUUAACUGCCAUCUGUGUGAUUAGGACUUCAUAACUGAACCCGAGCUGUGUCAGUUCAACAAGUGUACUACAAUGAGAAUAGAAUCAGAAUAAUUACUACGUGUCUCGCAUUUUAACAAUUUGUGUUUGAUUGUUAUUUUGUAUUGGAUCUAAUUUACAUUAUUUUCUAAAACCCAAAAAAAUAUUAAUCACUACAUCAUACAUGGAAGGAUUGGAACAAGAACAUUCAAUUAACACAGAAGAAAAUAUGUCUACCGCGGACAGAAACUCUGAGUCUUCCAGAUUAGUCACGUCUAAUGCUUCUACUAAACCGAGUUAUUUGAACUUGUGCAGCAAUACGUGUUCUGUCAUAUUUUUGUGCAUUAUUUCGUAUUGUUCUUUUCAUAAAGGAGUUACAUUAUUUUCUUUUCAUCCCAUUUUGAUGUCUUUGGGAUGGGUUAUCAUUAUGACUUCAGCAAUCAAUGCAAUCACUCCAGGAGAUUUUGCAACAGAAUGGAUGCCUAUACGUCUACGAAGUGCUCGACAUUGGCUUUUACAGGUGGUUGGUUUCAUAUUCAUCACAGCAGGAUUCUUCGUGAUACUGAUUAAUAAAAUUAUAAAUGGCAAGGAUCAUUUCACAUCUCUCCAUGCAAAAUUUGGUUUGUCUUCAUUAAUACUUAUGUUGGUAACUAUGAUGGGAGGACUGGGAGCUUUGUACAGUCUUAAAUUAAAAAAUUAUCUUGCUCCUAUUUAUACAAAACUUCUGCAUGCUAGUAUUGGACUUUUAACUUUUGUCCUGGGAGUUAUUACUAUAUUACUUGGAUUGUUUACCAGGUGGUGGAGUUUUGGUGACCCUAUCAGAUAUACAAACUUCACACUUGUACUGGCCAUUAUGCUUUUAACUAUCUUGAGACCAAGCUUAAAAAUAUAUUUCCGUUUAAAAGAAAGAAUUGAAAACACAAACUAAAACAUAAUUAAAAAAAAAACAAAUGAGAUGCAAGAAAAAGGAAUACUGAACUUUUUUAUUUUUUUAUAAUCAAGUAAAGUUAUGUUAGUCAAUGUUAUUUUUUAUUAUUAUUUUAUAUUAUUAUUUUUAUUAUUAAGAAUGUUUUUGUGAUACUUUGCUAAACCUAACAUUUAUGUUACACUUGCUUGUUUGCACAAAAUAGUUGAAAUUCUUUGAAUUUCAAUGUGAUAUUUUUUUUAUACUAGUGGUGCUUAAUUUUAUUUUGUAAGUAUAUUAAUAUAAUUACAGAAAGUGAUAUAUUCUAUGAAUGUAAAAGGGAUAAAUCUAACAUAAAUUUAUGUAAUAUCCCAUAAGCCAAACAAUCUAAGACUUAUAAGUGGAGCCUAUAAAACACAAUCUUAUCAUUAACUAUCUUUAACUUAAUGGUUUUGAAAUGGUAAAUGGUAAAAAAAUACUUUACCAAAGAAUGUCUUAAAUCUCAGAAUUAGUUUGUUAUCCUUUGCAAAAGGCAAUGCAUUUAAUCAAAAUUUUAUUUAGAUUUAAUUGUCCUAAUAUUCCAGUGUUAAUUUUAUAGUUUUAAGAAAAUUAUAAACUUGUUAUUUUUAUUAAACAUAUAUUAUUUAAGAAAAUAAUGUACUUAUCAUAAUUCAAUGAAAGAUGUUUCAUAUGUCCAACUUAUGUAAUUUUAAAUAUAUUUUUCGAAUAUUAUUAAUUUCAAAAUUUUCUUUCGAAUUUUUUUGCUAAAUUGUGCCAAAAUUAGAUUAAACUAUAUAGUCAUUACUAUUCCAUGAAAGACUAUAUUAUAUUAUAAUCUUAUCUUAUAGUGGUUUAAGUGGUAGAGAAUUAUCAAAUAUAUAAAAGAUAUAUUAAUAAAUAUUUACAUGUAGUUUUAGAAAAACUCUCGAUGUCUAUUUACACUUGAAGCUCUAAAGUAUAUGUUAUUCUCUAAUAAAUGUGUUAUGAUUGCUGUUAGAGUUUUAAUUUAAACUAAAAACUACUACCUUCUUAAUCCCUAAACUUUACUAAUAAUUUUCUAAUAGAAGUAAAGUCCUACUUGCAGAAAAUAGGUCAAAUUCGAGUAUAGCUUAGUACUCACUAUUUAUAGCUAUGUAAAUAUUAUAUGGGUAUCUAAACCCUGUACUGGGUGUACAGUACAGUUCUGGAACCAUUAAGAAAAACUCCCACAUCACCAACUUAUUUACCACCAACUUAUCUAUUUAUAAGUAAGGUGUUUACAAAUUCCAUAAAGCAAUGAUAGUUUUAAUAAAAAUAAAGAUGAAAAACAGCGUAAUUUUGGUAAAAUUAUUUUAUUAUUAAUUGGUUUACAAAUACCUAU